Molecule: messenger RNA, 1123 nt
Organism: Nematolebias whitei (Rio pearlfish)
Lineage: Eukaryota; Metazoa; Chordata; Actinopteri; Cyprinodontiformes; Rivulidae
Gene: coq2
Product: coenzyme Q2 4-hydroxybenzoate polyprenyltransferase
Exons: 7
Coding region: 1-1095 (364 amino acids)
Biological process (GO): ubiquinone biosynthetic process
Cellular component (GO): mitochondrial inner membrane
Source: RefSeq, a predicted model, not a curated record
AUGUUGUUCGCUAAACUGAGCAGCAGGUUAACUUUAACCACCUGCUGUAACUACUUCCUCCAAAACCAAACAACCGGAACUAUAAAUGGUUUCCACUCGAAGUCUGCUGUGCUGAGAAGGUUGUUAUGCAGCCAGAGUCCAAUAUGUUCAUCUGUAAAACGACAAGAAAAACGUGUGACUGGGAAAAGGUCGUUCAGCCUUUCUGCUGCUUCUGUCGUGGAUUCAGCACCAGCUGCUGUUCAGCCAUACCUGCGACUCAUGAGGCUGGACAAACCCAUCGGAACAUGGCUGCUGUACCUUCCUUGCACAUGGAGUAUUGCUCUGGCUGCAGAACCUGGAUGUCUCCCAGACCUGGGCCUGCUGGCUCUGUUUGGUACAGGUGCUCUGCUCAUGAGGGGGGCUGGCUGCACCAUCAACGACAUGUGGGAUAAAAACUUUGACAAACAAGUGUCCCGGACAGCGUCCCGCCCCAUCGCAGCAGGGCAGAUUUCCCGAAUGCAGGCAGUAGUUUUCCUCGGAGGACAGCUGUCUCUUGCACUUGGGGUUCUUUUGUGCCUCAACUACUACAGCAUAGCUCUGGGUGCCUCAUCUUUGAUUCUUGUCAUCACCUAUCCAUUAAUGAAGAGAAUCACUUAUUGGCCUCAGUUUGUGUUGGGGCUGACUUUUAACUGGGGGGCUCUGCUCGGCUGGUCCGCUGUGAAGGGCUCGUGUGAUUGGUCCGUGUGUCUCCCGCUGUAUUUCUCAGGAGUGAUGUGGACGCUGAUAUAUGACACCAUAUACGCUCAUCAGGACAAAGAUGAUGACCUUAAGGUUGGGGUAAAAUCCACUGCUCUAAAGUUCCAGGAGCAAACCAAACUCUGGCUGAGUGGUUUCACGUUGGCCAUGAUGGCAGGGCUGGUUGUAGCCGGCGUCAACGCCGAACAAACUCUGCCUUACUACGCUGCACUGACCACUGUGGCCGGUCACCUCACACACCAGAUUUACAAAGUGGACAUCAACAGAGCAGACGACUGCUGGAAGCAGUUUAGCUCCAACAGAAACCUGGGACUCUUGUUGUUUUUAGGCAUCGUUGCAGGAAAUUUGUGGAAAGAAUAAAGUCGGGCGCUGCAGCAAGAUGAAGUAA